Scutellospora calospora is the source of this 987-nucleotide messenger RNA. The record is from the annotation of a GenBank genome assembly. Lineage: Eukaryota; Fungi; Glomeromycota; Glomeromycetes; Diversisporales; Gigasporaceae.
AUGCCUACUCACGAAAACCUUGAGAAAUGGAGUCCAUCACAAGUAAUCAGUUUAUUAAAGUCAAAAAAAGAUGAGUUGUUUCUUAUAGAUAAAGAUUUUCAAAUAAUUGAAGAACACAGAAUAUCUGGCCAAGAAUUUUUCGAAUUAACUAAAGAAGAACUUAGAGACUAUGGAUUAAAAGGGGGCUGGCAACAAGAAUCACAAAAUUUUUUGAGGACCAAAAACUUGCAAUGUAACUUUCAAAUAUCGAAACUAACUUUGAAACUAUUGCAAGAUCACGCACAAAAAGAAUUUAAGUUUCUGACAACGACACAUGAUGAAAUUGUGAUCAAAUACAAUAAAUCCAUUUUAAGCAAUGAUGUUACCAUGAGAUCUAUAUUCAAGACGAAAAAAAAUAUCGAAUUUAUCGUUACGUUAGAUAAGAAGUACUUCUCCAGUUAUAAAAAUUUGCGAGAGGUUCUCCAAAAACAUGGAAUCGACAAUGAUGAAGUGCUCUCAGCAGUAAAUUCAGUUCCAAACACCAUCCUUCGUUCACAGUUUGAGAUUAUUGGAGAUGUAUCUGCUGGCAGAGUAGAUUAUGCUAUAAAGAAAAUUUAUCCGCAAUUAAUAGGUAGUGGGUUUGAAGAAAUUAUCUGCGUCACUGAAGCGAAGCAAAUUGAUAUAAAAGUAGGUGUUGCUCAAAACUUAAUGCAACUUGAAGGUUCAUUAGAUUUAAACAAAAAUAAAAAGCGUAAGCUUGAUGAGUUGUACUCGGAUCAGGUGUAUUCAGAAUAUAUCUACGGAAUUGUAUCAACCAGCACUGAUUGGUAUUUUUUGAAGCAUACUCCUGAUCAAAUUUUCUGUAGUCAAGCAUCCGAUUAUAUACCUUUGGUAACAACACAGUUAAAUAAUGAUGAGGAUUUGAGGAAGGGAAUUAAAACGGUUCUUGGUAAAAUUAUUUGGAUGUUAAAGGAUCGAGAUCGAACAAACAAGAGACAAUGCAUAUAA